Molecule: messenger RNA, 2679 nt
Organism: Rattus rattus (black rat)
Lineage: Eukaryota; Metazoa; Chordata; Mammalia; Rodentia; Muridae
Product: cytochrome P450 11B3, mitochondrial
Exons: 9
Coding region: 7-1515 (502 amino acids)
Biological process (GO): glucocorticoid biosynthetic process; cellular response to peptide hormone stimulus; cholesterol metabolic process
Cellular component (GO): mitochondrion; mitochondrial inner membrane
Molecular function (GO): steroid 11-beta-monooxygenase activity; corticosterone 18-monooxygenase activity; heme binding
Source: RefSeq, a predicted model, not a curated record
AGGAGGAUGGCAAUGGCUCUCAGGGUGACAGCAGAUGUGUGGCUGGCAAGACCCUGGCAGUGCCUGCAAUGGACGAGGGCACUGGGCACUACGGCAACACUGGCCCCCAAGACACCGAAGCCCUUUGAAGCCAUACCACAAUACUCCAGGAACAAGUGGCUGAAGAUGAUACAGAUCCUGAGGGAGCAGGGCCAAGAGAACCUACACCUGGAGAUGUACCAUGCCUUCCAGGAGCUGGGGCCCAUUUUCAGGCACAGUGCAGGGGGAGCACAGAUUGUGUCUGUGAUGCUGCCUGAGGAUGCUGAGAAGCUGCACCAGGUGGAGAGUAUGCUCCCGCGUCGGAUGCACCUGGAGCCGUGGGUGGCCCACAGGGAACUCCGUGGCCUGAGACGUGGUGUGUUCUUGCUAAAUGGGGCUGAAUGGCGCUUCAACCGACUGAAACUGAACCCAAACGUGCUGUCACCAAAAGCUGUUCAAAAUUUUGUCCCCAUGGUGGACGAGGUAGCAAGGGACUUCUUGGAGGCCCUGAAAAAGAAGGUGCUUCAGAAUGCUCGAGGGAGCCUUACCAUGGAUGUCCAGCAAAGUCUCUUCAACUACACUAUAGAAGCCAGCAACUUUGCACUUUUUGGAGAGAGGCUGGGCCUCCUUGGCCAUGACCUGAACCCUGGUAGCCUGAAGUUCAUCCAUGCCCUACAUUCAAUGUUCAAGUCCACCACACAGCUCCUGUUCUUACCCAGAAGCCUGACUCGCUGGACAAGCACCCGGGUGUGGAAAGAACAUUUUGAUGCCUGGGAUGUCAUCUCUGAGUAUGCCAACAGAUGUAUCUGGAAGGUGCACCAGGAACUCAGACUCGGCAGCUCUCAGACCUACAGUGGCAUUGUGGCAGCACUAAUAACUCAGGGAGCUUUACCUCUGGACGCCAUCAAAGCCAACUCUAUGGAGCUCACUGCUGGGAGUGUUGACACGACAGCAAUCCCCUUGGUAAUGACCCUUUUUGAGCUGGCUCGGAACCCAGAUGUUCAGCAGGCCCUGCGGCAGGAGAGCCUGGCAGCUGAGGCCAGCAUCGCUGCUAAUCCCCAGAAGGCCAUGUCAGACCUGCCCUUGCUGAGGGCUGCCCUUAAAGAGACCUUGAGGCUCUACCCUGUUGGUGGCUUUUUGGAGAGAAUCCUAAACUCAGACCUGGUGCUUCAGAACUAUCAUGUCCCUGCUGGGACGUUGGUCCUACUUUAUCUGUACUCCAUGGGCCGAAACCCUGCAGUGUUCCCAAGACCUGAGCGCUACAUACCUCAGCGCUGGCUGGAGAGGAAAAGGAGUUUCCAGCAUCUGGCCUUCGGCUUUGGGGUGCGCCAGUGCCUGGGGCGGCGCCUGGCAGAGGUGGAGAUGCUGCUCCUGCUUCACCAUAUGCUGAAAACCUUCCAGGUGGAGACACUGAGGCAAGAAGAUGUGCAGAUGGCCUAUCGCUUUGUUUUGAUGCCCAGCUCUAGUCCUGUCCUCACUUUCCGGCCUGUCAGCUAGUCACCUUAUUUCUGGAGCCCUAAUCAGUACACCAGCCUACUUCUGUCCUGACACCCAAGGUCACACUUAUCUGCCAGCAGAAAUCUUGUGGGGGGGGAAGAGGUCGCAUUGUCAUCGUUCAACACACCUGUACACGGUUUACAGCUGAAGACCUCCAGCAUCAGGUACAGGCAAGGCCAGGGAAGAGAUUAGGAGUAUCUUCAGGGCAGUAGGUAGUCUCUCCUGAGCGGUCUUCCCCAUUCUUUCCAACGGUCACUCCAGGUGGCCACGGCCUUCAAAGGGUCUCAGAGUAAAGCCAGAAGUCAACUCCUCCUUAUGUCCUCAUAUUAUGACAUGACCCACAAAAACAUUUUCACACACAGAUGGGUUUUUGGGGGGCAAAAGAUACAUAGAUGAUAGAUAUGAUAUAUGAUAUUGAUAGAUAGAUAGAUAGAUAGAUAGAUAGAUAGAUAGAUAGAUGGAUGGAUGACCAGUCAUUUAUCUCUGUGUUUUAUUUGAAGCCUUUCACAGUGGAGCUGGCACAUAUGAGCUGGUGACUCUACAGUGUUUUAAGAGUAGACACAGCUGCACUUGCUAAGGACUGGGUGGUUUUGGUAUCAGAGAUGCAGGCAGGAGGACCUGCUAGAACCCAGAUACUGUGUGAAGUCCCCACAGGGACAGUGGUCUUCUUCGAGGAGGUCAAGGUGUUUCCUGACUUCUGCCAGUGCAUGCUGCCUGGGCAAAGGUAAUAUUCUUGACUUGUGAAAGUGGCCCAGAGCAUACGAAUUUUUUCAGGUCUCCUUUCAGCUGCAAGUCGGUAGGGCGAAAAGUUUUGGCCAAGAACAACCACUUCACAGGGUCUCCUGUGCUCAGCACUAAAGCACAAAUCUACUUGAGAUGUGGGUGCCAAAUUCCAAGGUCUAAAGCCUUUAAGUUUGAGAUAGUGUAGUCAGAGCCUUUAAUGAAGUAAUUCGUGUGAAAUGAGGUUACUGCAUUGUGCCUACUUCAAUGCCCAGAGAGCCUCCCAAGAAGAGAGUGAGGUGCCAGGUCACAGAGGCAGAGCCCAUGUGGAAGACAGGAAGUCAGACUUCUGUAAGCCGAGGAAAGCGGUUGGAACUCCUGCAGUCUUGGCUCCAUCACUCAAUCACUCCCUUGGCUGUGAAGAAUAAACUUGUGUUGUUGAAG